Messenger RNA from Episyrphus balteatus (marmalade hoverfly), 1328 nucleotides. Its product is annotated as tachykinins. The transcript has 6 exons. Lineage: Eukaryota; Metazoa; Arthropoda; Insecta; Diptera; Syrphidae. The coding region runs from base 131 to 1042 and encodes 303 amino acids. The record is from RefSeq and is a predicted model, not a curated record.
GAAAAUAUAUAAAAAGUAAAAUUAUUGAGAAAAAGUUUUUGAAUUUUUUGUGAAAGUUAAAUUUUAUAAAAAAGUGAACAGGGAAAAUUAAAAAAAAAGUUCUGUGUUAAAUUUCAAGAUAAUACAUAAAAUGGCGAAAAAUUUCCUUGUCCUUGUGAUUUUUUGUUCUUCGUCACUUUUUCUAUCUUUGAAUGUAAAUGGAGAUGAAAUUUACACCGAUACAGUAAACAAGACCAGCACAGCAAUUUCAAAAAAGUCAAAACGUGCAGUUGGAUUGGAUAGCCUAGAAAGUCGAGAAUCGAAUGAACUCCCUUCUAGAGAUGACUUAGGAUCGUCAAGUUCGUUCGCCAAACGAGCUCCUUCUGGUUUCACCGGAAUGAGAGGCAAAAAACAAUACGAAUACACUGAUCUUAGUCCAAAUAGUCUAGAUUGGAGCUUUAAUGAUGAUGAUUAUAAUCUCAAUGAUAUUCGUUACAAGAAAGCACCUUCAGGAUUUAAUGGUGUCCGAGGAAAAAAGAUGGAUCAAUUGGAAUAUGAGAAAAGCUUAUUGGAUCAACUUUUUCGCAGACUCUAUGAAGAAAACGAUGAUUUUGAAGAUAUGAGUGCCUACAGUAGAUCAAAUACAGCUCUUGACGAAUGGGAGAAUACAAUUGAUAAACGUGCUCCAUCGGGAUUUACAGGAAUGAGAGGGAAACGUCCUCUGAGUUUUCCUUUUGAUGGUGGAAAACGAACUCCCAAUGCAUUUUUUGGUGUUCGUGGUAAGAGAGAUUACAAACGAUCAGCAGCUGAACAGUUUCAACCAGAAUUUCUAGGUUUUCGGAAUAAAUUCGUUGGAGUGAGAGGAAAGAAAGAUUCAAAUACAGCAAAAUUACAUAGACUUGAAACACAAAUGCUUGGGUUACCGGUGAACAAUUAUAGAUCCCUAUCGAGGUUUUUGAUUGAUUCACCAGAAUACAUGUCGUUAAAACGAGCGCCUUCUGGAUUCGUGGGAAUGCGUGGGAAAAGACAAGCUAGUAGAGAUGAUCUCGAUAUAAAUUUCUAAGCUGUUUAAAAGUGCUACUGAUUAAAAAUCAAAUUUAUUUUUUUUUUCAAAUUUAAAAUGAUGUUUUUAUAUUUACUAAAUAUAAAUUAAAAAUCGUAUAAUCCAUGGCUGGAGGAUUAUAUGAUUUUUAAUAUAUUUUUUUGUUACUGAAUUUAAUUAGACAUACUUAUUUAUAAAUAAACUAUAUUUAUAUCACAAUAAAUUCUGUCACAAAAGUACAAUUAAAAACUAAAGAAUUAAGAUUGUAAAAUAAAUACAUAGGACAAAUCUAUCUGUAAAAAAAAAA